Messenger RNA from Amphiprion ocellaris (clown anemonefish), 3419 nucleotides. It is a transcript of the gene nek4, whose product is annotated as NIMA-related kinase 4. Bases 193 to 2841 code for a protein of 882 amino acids. Lineage: Eukaryota; Metazoa; Chordata; Actinopteri; Pomacentridae. Gene Ontology annotation, biological process: protein phosphorylation. The record is from RefSeq and is a predicted model, not a curated record. Gene Ontology annotation, molecular function: protein kinase activity; ATP binding. The transcript has 16 exons.
UGCUCCCGAUUUCCUGCGUUUUCAAAAUCUCAACACUGGCACUGAGCUAACGCCAAGUUUUAACAAACAGAUUUCUUACCUGUAUUUCAUCUUUACUGCUGUACUAUGGGACGAAAUACCACCGGUACUCUUGUCGGGAGUUUCGUGUUACGUUUUUAACACGUCAGACCGCGUUAUGAAGCGUUUUGAAGAAUGAUGAAUAAUUAUAUUUUCAUUAGGGUCGUUGGGAAAGGGAGCUAUGGGGAAGUGAACUUGGUGAAACACAAAACAGACCGAAAACAGUAUGUUAUAAAGAAGUUGAAUUUAACCACCUCUUCCAAGCGGGAGCGUCGCUCUGCAGAGCAGGAGGCGCAGCUUCUCUCCCAGCUGCGACACCCCAACAUUGUGACUUACAGGGAGUCUUGGGAAGGAGAUGACUGUCAGCUGUAUAUUGUGAUGGGUUUCUGUGAAGGUGGUGACCUCUACCACAGGCUCAAACAACAAAAAGGGGAACUGUUACCUGAGAGGCAGGUCGUGGAGUGGUUUGUCCAGAUUGCCAUGGCACUCCAGUACCUGCAUGAGAGGAACAUUCUUCAUCGGGACCUUAAAACACAGAAUAUCUUCCUGACGAAAACCAACAUCAUUAAAGUUGGGGACCUUGGCAUUGCACGAGUAUUGGAGAACCAGAAUGAUAUGGCCAGCACACUCAUAGGGACGCCUUACUACAUGAGUCCGGAGCUCUUCUCUAAUAAACCCUAUAACUACAAGUCAGAUGUAUGGGCCCUGGGUUGCUGUGUAUAUGAGAUGUCCACACUGAAACAUGCCUUCAAUGCCAAGGACAUGAACUCACUGGUGUAUCGCAUCGUAGAGGGAAAGCUGCCACAGAUGCCCAGUAGGUAUGAUCCCCAGCUCGGAGAUCUGAUCAAAAGCAUGCUGUGCAAGAGACCUGAAGAGAGACCUGAUGUCAAAUUCAUCCUGCGGCAGCCCUACAUAAAACGACAAAUUGCCAUGUUCCUUGAAGCAACUAAAGAAAAAACUGCCAAGUCUAGAAAGAAAGCUGUUGGUGGCAGUGGUGAUUGUAGGACCAACAGUGCAUCAUCUGUGAAACCUGAGAUGCAGCCUCCAAGUCCCCAGCCUGAACCUCUUGCCAGAGUAAAACGGAAAGAAGACAAAUCACAACAGCAAAAAGGCCGGAAUGGUUCCACAGACUGCACUGCACUUAACUCACCUCCACCCCCCAAACCAUCUUCACCGGAUGUUCUCAAAGCAUCCCUGGCAACUGUGAGCAACAUUAAUAUUGAUAUCCAAUUGCAGCAGGAUGAUGGCCUGCUGAAGAAACAGGUGCAGGGGCCCCAGUCUGUUGUGUCUCAUCACCGUGCAGCUAAUGAACCUGCGACUCACUGUGUGUACAAAGACAGCAGGGUGAGAGGGAAACCAGAUCCUUCUCCCCCUCCUUCCCCUGUUAAGCCCCCUCUGAAGUCUGUAUCAGGUGUUUGCAGUAGGGGAGGAGAUGAAAAGACGGCAUCCAAUGGACUGUUAGUGAUUCAGCCACAGGGACCAUCAAACCCUGGGGAAACAUUUUCUGUCUUUGAGGAGAAACAGGUGUCAGAUGUGGACGAUAAGGAUGACACCAUGGAGUUGCUUAAAGAGGCUGAUGCACAGAACCCAGUUCUACAAAAAACUGAAGAGACUGUGGAAGCGAAUAUGGACAAUAAAAAUGACACGGUGACCCUUUUCAAGCAAGCUCCAGCAAAACACCUUCAUACCUUAAGCGUCCAAAACAACCUGGAAUCAACUGAAAAGCUGUUAGAGCCGUUCCCUCCAAUACCAGAGCCUGUUCAGAGGGAACCUGUCUUACCAGCCAGAAAGGCAGAUCAGGCUUCUCCAUACCAAACUCCCCUGUACUUCUCAUCAGAACCUUCUAUAUCACAGAAACACAGAGAGAAGCACACAAUACGGACUAAUGGAGAUCCGGAGAAGUCCAAGGUGGCUGCUUCAAGACCUUUACCUCUACCUCCUGUUGAGAGUGCAGCUGUGGAGGGGAAGAAGAGGAGCAGGAGGAGCACAGAAAGCAAGAAAGCUGCCAGCACUGCAGCCUCCACAUCAGUCAGUUCUAGCAAGGAUGGAUUCUUACCACUAUCACAUGAUCGUCCUCUGUCUGCCAGAGAAAGAAGACGCCUGAGGCAAUCCCAAGACAGCGCCAACCAACUAGGUGUUAGUGCUGUACGAAGAGCAUCUUAUGAUGUCACUGCCACCAAGACUGAGCAUUGCAAUGCCCCAGUUACUCGAACUGUUUCAGACUCUAUCACAGAGUGCAACAGUAAGCAGGAUAAAUUGAUGGAGCAAAGAUCUGAUGAGGAUGAAUGCAGCUCAUCCACGAGUUCCACAGAGCGUUCAGAGGGAGACUGCAGGGAAAGAAAGACUGAAUUGAGCGACAUACACGAUUUAGUCAAUAUGAUGACUCAAACUUUGAGAAUGGAGGUUGGAGUAACUGAAGUGGACAAGAGCGGAUUUGGCUCCACCGCACUGCCAGAAUUUAAACUGAACAGAAAGUACAGAGACACACUGGUGCUUCACGGGAAGGCUCGAGACGAAGCAGAGAACUUGUCACUGGGUGAAAUACCCAAAGGCUCCACUUCUGGUCCGGCCAAGAUAAGAAGAGCUAUCGAACACCUGAGAACAGAUGUGGUAAAGGGCCUGGGAGUGAAGCUGUUGGACAAAGUGCUGGAAAUCAUGGAGGAGGAGGACGAUGUUAAAAGAGAACUGUGCCUUCGUGACCAGAUGGGAGAUGAGAAGUACCAAACUUAUGCCGUGAUGGUGAGACAGCUGAAAUUCUUUGAGGACAUUGCCUUCAAAGUUUAAAGAACACUGGAGCUUACAUAUUCACAUUUUCCAUGGUACUUAUUGUGAAAACCUGCUCACAAGAGGCAAGCAUCUUGACAGAACCUGCAAAACAGGACUUUGUCUUUGUGAAAAAAGGAAAAAAUGGUCAAAUGUAUUUGUUUCCUGACAAAAAAAAAACACCAUGUUUAUUUGGCAUUGCUACUUUCCUCCUGACUGCAUGCAACUUUUUUUAUAACUGCAGGUUUUGUCAUGCAAUUGUCACUGUUCACACAAGCUUGUAGUCUAUUGUAUGUAAAUGUAUAGUUUUUUUUAAACCUCAUUUCAGUAUAAACACAGACUGUGAAAUUAAUUGUAAAAUUUACAGGAUGCCUAUGCAAAGAGUUGAAUUAUGUUAAAGCACUCUGUUUCUUUCUACCUGUGUAGUAAAAUAGUCCUUUAUUUAUAAUGCAAGCAGGACUUUCAAUAAUUGUUUUAUCUAUGCUGUAUCUUGGAAGAGCCCAGUUCUGCUGCUCUACUGUAUUUUCUUAUACACAAUGUAAUGUACACUAGAUUGUAGAUAUUAACAUUUGAAUUAUUAAUAAUAAAUCCUAAAUGUA